Molecule: messenger RNA, 1007 nt
Organism: Meloidogyne enterolobii
Lineage: Eukaryota; Metazoa; Nematoda; Chromadorea; Rhabditida; Meloidogynidae
Source: the annotation of a GenBank genome assembly
AAUAAUAAAGUAAUUAAAUACCAAUCUUUGCGAUUUUGGACAAGAAAUAUUCUUUCUGUAAUUUUACCAUUUAUUGUACUUGCUUAUUGUAAUUUAUGUAUUGUUCAAGUAUUGAGACGCCGUCGAAGAAAGAAGACAAUGGAUUAUUCUACUUCAAUUAACAGUCUAAAUGACAAUCAACAAAAUUUAAUACCCUCUUUUAAUAAUAAUAAAAGAAUUAUUAAUGGAAACAGUCAAUCACCUUCACUUAAUCAAAAUAAAUUUAUUGGAUGUUCACCUACUAAACAAAGAAUUACUUUAUUUAAAUGUGCUUAUGCCCCUCUUAUUUUGGAUUUGAGAAAUAAACAAAAUAAAAAGUUAGAAGAACGUUUACCAUCAGAAAAUAGUAAUAAUGAAACGAACAAAAAUUCUCCAUUACCUGUUGAUAAUGGAAAAAUUGGUGUUAGAAUUGCAACAAGAACUCUUGUAAUGGUUGUUGGCUGUUAUUUAAUUUCAAAUUCACUAAGUACAGCAUUAAAUAUUUGGGAAUAUUUUGAUUUGAAAUUAUUACGUCAAAAUAAUUUUCAUAUUUAUUUGAUGAUAACUGAUAUUGCUGCUUUGUUAACAAUUUGUGGUUGCGCCCUUCGUUUACCAAUUUAUGUUUCAAAUGAUAAAAGAAUUAGAAAAGCAAUAUGUCGAGUAUUUAUUCGUUUACGUUUUGGGUUUUGUAAAAAUUCAAAGCCAAAAUCUGAGGAAAUUUUGAGGCAGGAAGGGAUUGAAAGAUUUUUAGAGAAAUAUUCAAUUGCUAUUGUUUCUAAUAGUUUAAGGAGUAAUUUAACUGGAAAUUUUGAAAAUAAAGGAAUUAACCAAUUAGCAAUGUUAUUACAAAAUAGACGAAGAUUUCUUGUGCAAAUGACAAUUAAUUUAGGGCAAAAUAGUAGAAAUUUUGAUUUAAGUGCUGUUAGGGAAAUUGAAACAACAGAAGAGGAAAACAGAAAAGAAAAUGAUGAAGAAAUUAAAUUAUAAAU